AUGCCCUUCGAGGAUCCCAACACGUUCAAACCUCGACGAAUGUCUCGUGAAUACCAAAAUCAAGGACGUUCCCCCGGUUUGGGCAAGUCCAACAUGGUACUUCCCACUUCGAGAUCCGUCUCAGACUCAUAUACCUCCUCCCUCAGUCCUUCAUCUCCCAUCGCUCAUACCAAUUUCUACUCCCCUCGAUCACGCUCACCCUCUCCAUCUCGACUUCAAGGGCCCGAUCUAUCAAAAUACUCUCAUCCUCAUUCAAACUCGAGAAGGCGGGCCUCCUCGAGCCGUACAGCGAUUAUCCGCUAUUUCAAACCAUAUCUCACGCCGAGAGUCGUUGGAUCUCUCUUCCUUUGGAUGAUUGCCCUUUGGAUGAUCCACAGCUUCUUCAUUCCCCUACCCAUACCCCGUCUAACCAGUCCGAGCUCCUUUAGACCAACCGCCGCUGAUCAUCAUCUAUCCAACCUCUUUCCUCAGCCACCCUUGAGAGCUGGAGACGACCUUUUAGACUCGGUGGAUUCUCGUUGGCGACCUUUUGAACCACUUUCUCCUCCGGACCCACCAUUUCCUAGACUUCGACCAACACGAUUCUUACCAUCCCGUUGCCUCGAGCAGUGGUUUGCUGACGGAGAGACAUUAUGCGGUAAAGGAGAGAUGGGAGAUGAGGAGACAUUAGAUGCCACCUGGUUAUGGGUGAAUGGCUCUGAUCACCGUUGGCAGGAGAGCAUGGUACAUUGGCGAAAGAAGGAAGGGGUUUACUCGCCUGAGCAUCAUUUCCGCGAGCAAAACGAGUUGGUGCACUCGAUGCGAUCCGUUCUUGAUGCUUUACCUGGACAUCUUUCAACAUUCCACUUGAUCCUCGCCGACUACCCUUUCGAAGUUCCAAAUGACUUGAGCUUGCUACCAGAGUCCAUCCUCGAGGAUCUCGAGCAGAAGGUGGCCUCUCAUGGUGACCAACGUCACUCCCAUCGGUCCCGACAGAAUGAUAACGAUCAGAGUACUAGAAAUGAUUCCGCCAGAUCAUUCACUUCCCUCUCAGCCUCGCUCUCUGCUCAUCUCUCGUCGACAUGGCGAGUUGUACAGACGCCCACAUGGCUGGAUUUCUCUCGUCGGGAUAAGACAAGCCCUUCACACCCCUUCCAUCCGUUUUCAUCUAAUCAGUAUCGAGACGCACGAAGCAAAUUGAUACGAGCCGAAGCGAAUUACCCCACGCUGCGAUACGCAUCUCAUUCAGAGAUCUUCCAUCUGCCAAGCAUGGAUCGUGAUGGGCUCACCGAGGAAUUGGGAGAACGGGAAUGGAGAGAGCGAGAAUGGAGGAAGAAAGCCCUACCAUCUUUCAAUUCAAUGGCAAUAGAGAGUCGUGCCGAUGUCACUCUUUCUUUGAACGACGAUUUCUUCUUGCUGAGGCCUCAUGCGGUGUCGGACUUCCACUCUCCACUCUACGGCUCAGUGAUCCGUUUUGACCAUGGUUACUACCAACAAGUGCGCCCCAUGUUGGAUAAGAAUCGGUUCAACGAUGCUGGUGAAGUUGGUGGACUGUACCACGCAAACUAUCUACUGUCUCAACGAUUUCCCAAGCGAUUGAGACCUUACUUCGCUCAUGUACCCAAAGUGAUCACUCGGGGAUUGCAUCAUGAAGCCAGUCUGAUGUUCAAAGAAGCUCUAGCCGAAAGUAGCCAAAGGCGAUUCCGAGAAAUGAUGCUUGGUGAAGGUGAUAUACAGAUGCAGUGGUUGUUGACCUCUUUAAGGGUGAGUGAAACUUAUCAAAAGGUGGCACUGACAGGCGCAGGUCGAACGAUGGCGAGAAGCUUUGCUCUGGACAUACAUCGUCGCCAAUCUCGAGCAGAGUUGAAAGAUAUGUUUGGUCUAAACGACGAUGACGACGACGUAAUCAAGAUCGAGGUCCAUCGAGGCGAGCGAUGGACGUUGGAACCCGGUCGGAUGGCUAGGGCUUUUGAACAAGCCGGAUGGGAAGCACCAAAGGCGACUGAUUUCCUAUUCUGUGAGUGA
Kwoniella botswanensis is the source of this 2004-nucleotide messenger RNA. RefSeq lists its product as uncharacterized. Gene Ontology annotation, biological process: carbohydrate phosphorylation; N-glycan processing to lysosome. Bases 1 to 2004 code for a protein of 667 amino acids. Gene Ontology annotation, molecular function: UDP-N-acetylglucosamine-lysosomal-enzyme N-acetylglucosaminephosphotransferase activity. NCBI's taxonomy places the organism in Eukaryota, Fungi, Basidiomycota, Tremellomycetes, Tremellales, Cryptococcaceae. The record is from RefSeq and is a predicted model, not a curated record. The transcript is spliced from 6 exons. Gene Ontology annotation, cellular component: Golgi apparatus.